GCCAGCACGCUAAAACGCUGCCGACGCCCUCGUGAAGCACCACUAAUAACACCAAAAAAAAAUAGUUUUGCAGACGCGCGCACAAAAAUGCGCGCACUACUCCUCGCAGCCUGCCUCCUCACGACGACGAACUCCGACGGCCCGCCGCGGAAGCGCCUGCGCGGCGCGGUGCGCGAGAUCGGCGACGUCCAGGACGAGCUCGUGCGGUCCGAGCACCGCGCGCGGCGCGUGGAACGGGACUUGGAUGUGGUCCUGAGCGCCUUCUCGAACGGUACGCGGGCCUUUUCCAGAAGGCGACGGAGGAGCGGCGGCGACGACGGCUUCGAGCGCGCGCUCGGGAAACGGCUCCAGGAGAUGCGCGACGACCUGACGGCGCUCGUGCGGACCAUCAACGCGACGCGCAACGAGCUCGCCGAGGCGCGCCAGGCCGUGGGCACGACGGAGAAGGCGCUCGAAAGCGCGCGCGGCGCGGAAAGGCGCGCGAGGCUCGCGGACCGACUCCGGGACGGGCGCGCGGCCGUCGACUACGAGUCAGGGGAAGUGGCUGGCUUGGUCGGGCUCCUGUCGCCGCACGAGCUGCGAAGGCUCGUGUCGCAGGUGGGCAGCACGAACGCGACGGCGUUGGAAGCGCAUUUGCUGCGGGAGUCGUUUAGCCAAGGCGGCGGGUCGCGCAAGUUCGUCAAGGCCCGGAGCCGCGUCGACCCGGCCAAAUUGCACCUGGACGCGCGCUUCCUGCAAGAUGUGGUUGCUUUAUCAUUAGCGACGGCGGUCGGCGGCCUCGUCGCGGCGCUGGUGCACGCGCCGCACACGCUGGGCUACAUGGUCGGCGGUGUUGUGGUCGGGCCGAGCGGGUUGGAUCUAGUGCGGAACCUCGAGCAGACGGAGACCGUGGCGCAGUUUGGCUCGAUAUUUCUACUCUUCAGUCAUGGGCUCAUGUACUCGCACUACCUGGAUCGGAAGAAGCGGCGAGUACGGCGCAAAUCCACUCCCUCCUCCCCCAAGACGUCUCCGCUCAAGAAGCGCCAGACGUCGUUCCAGAUGUCGUACCAUUCGUCCGAGUCCGAUGAGGGUGAAGACGACGAGGCUCCCAGGGAUGCGGCCUUCGCCUGGGGUUUAGGUUUAGUGCUGCUGUUGGGCGUGGUCUUCGCGGUGCUCGUGCCGGCGGCGCUCGGUGGCGACCAGUCGUCGGCCGAGCGUUCUUUGGUUGCGGCCGCGUUCGCGCUGUCCUCGUCGUCGACGGUCCUCGCGACCCUCAAAGAGGCGAAGCUCGAGGGCACGCGCUUCGGCCACACCAUCGUCGAGAUGCUCUCCGUCCAAGAUUUAGUUCUGGCACCUUUGCUGGCUUUGCCGACGGCCGUGCACGAGCUGAGGGAGCGCGACCAGCGCAAGCACCCCGAGUCGAGCAUGGUCAUGUGGGUCGCGCAAGUCGCCGGCGGGUAUAUAACAGCAAUCGUCGUGGUGGUCUUGUUCGCGCGGCGGGCUUUACCAAGGGCAUUGGGCGCGCUGCAACGCAUCGGCGAGACGGGCGACGCGCAGGACGCGAAGAAGAGCGCCACGACGGCGUCGUUUGGGCUCUGCGUCGUCGGCUAUGCUUUGGCGAUGGCGUUGUUGGGCGACCGCCUGAAGCUGUCGCACGAGGCCGGGGCUUUAUUCGCGGGUCUGGUGUUGGUCGGCACGCCGCACGUCGACCGGGCGAAACGGGCCGUGGCGCCUUUAGCCGCUUUAUUUGGCGGCAUGUACGUCGCGUCCCUAGGCUUGGUCGUGUCGCCCAGAUACCUGCAGAACCAUGCGUCGGCCGUCGUCGCCCACGUGCUCUUCGUCGUCUGCGUCAAGGUCGCCGUGACCGCUCCUGUGGUCUAUGCCCUGGGCUUCUCCAAACAGGCGGCGGCCGGCGCCGGCGCGGUCUUCGCGCAGGUGUCCGAGGUCGCGUUAUUCGUCGCGGCGCGGGCGCACGAGCUCGAGCUGCUCGCGCGGCACACGUAUCUCGACGUGCUCUCGACGACGAUCGUGCUGCUGGCCGUGGCGCCGCUGUUUAUUCAUGGAUUACGGCGCGUCGACCGGCGCCACUUUUUAGAAGCGGACCGGGAGUCGCGGCGGGGCGGUCUCGUCGCGGACCUCGCGCAGCUGCCGCUGCUGAUUUUCGGGCGCGUCGGGUCGUUGGUGCUGCGGCGGCCGGCGAGGAGUGCGUAACGUCCAACGGUAGUGCUUUAGUGAAUCCCUACAAAACCCGUCACGCCUCAAAGUCCGAGCCCCGCGCCGCGCUGGCACGCUUGAAACUGUCUCUCCGUCGUGGUGUACCACUGUGUUAUCUCCCUUGAAGCGCUUGCAAGCUCGGGCUCCGGUUGUGUGCAUCAAUUGCUGCAUUUGACGACUGCUCUCCCAAAACCAGUGCUCUCCGGUUUGCAGAGACCCACUCGUGCGCCGGAGCGACUCGCGGAAGCUGCGAGAUAUACCGUUUGCAGCAUAUCGGCAGCCAGCACG
Pelagomonas calceolata is the source of this 2481-nucleotide messenger RNA. Lineage: Eukaryota; Pelagophyceae; Pelagomonadales; Pelagomonadaceae. The record is from the annotation of a GenBank genome assembly.